UCAAUUAACUAAGAUGAAGCGGAACACACGAUACAAGAAGAGUGACGUUGAUAAGAUAGCUGGCACGUGUGCCGCACCUUCCGUCGAUAAAAAAGCACUGUAUAUGAAAUGUACGAACAUGUACACUGAGAUUGGUGAGUUUAGGGAGGCGAUGAACUACGCACAGCAGUAUAUAAAGUGCGCUCCUAAAGACUAUAAGGGAUACAAGAUACUCGGUCUGCUUCACGAGAAGAUGGGAUCUGUCAAAGAGGCUCUCAAGGCUUACAGAAGAUGUACAGAGCUGAAUCAAAACGACGCUGAAGCCAAAGAGAAGGUGUGCCUGUUAUAUUGUCAAAGUAAAGAUCAGCUGUUCAGAAAGAAAGCUUGGUUGGACAAGAUGGAGAAGGAUAUGCCUCACUUUAGUUGUACCAGAAAGUUAAAGUGCCAUAUUCUUCAGGAAUCUGGAAAAACGGACGAGUUGGAACAUUAUCUUGUAAAACAGAUCCGCCUUAACGCCCAGGAUUUGGAGUCGCACAUGGAGCUGAUCCAAUUGCUGGCAACGCGCACCACAGACGACGCGCUCUACUUCUGCUGCAAACUCAACCCCCACUUUUACCGAGACCUAUCAAUACUCCAACUGUCGUUUAGUGUCAUCUCCAGAUAUCUCAGUAACAACAAAAUAGAAUACCACAUGGCAGAGAAAAUUCUCAAUACUUGUAACUGGGUGAUGAGCGCGGUUGUGAGAGACAAGCGCAGUGACACCGAGCGCAUCUCCAGUUGGGCCAACUUUGAUAGCGCUUUAUACCAGCUUUCACAGAACCUCAAUGUGAAUGAAGCACCGAGAUGGGGGGCGCUUGCCCGGGAGUGCUUAUCUUGUUUGUGGAUGAGAGUGCCGAGUGUGGUACCUGAGUUGGAUGAUGACGCGGUUACCGGAUGCGCUAUUCUAGCUCUGUCAGCACCUCUUUUAGACCUCCCUAACUCAGUGGCUGAAAUUUCAUUGCACAGGUUGUUAACCAGUGGUGUGGUAUUCUCCAAAGCAAAACUGGAGCACCCACCUCUCCACAUCUCCUCAAUAAUCAGCAGACACUGCUCCAGUCAGUCCCAACUAACUGUUCUUCAGAAUGUAACCUCAAAAGCAGCUUCGUACAUCUGCGUUAAUGUUAUCAGAAAUGUAACUGUACCUAGCGUACCUAAUCUAAGCACCACACUGAUGAAAUAUGCGCGGUUGAGACCACGUGAUCUCGAUCUGUUUGUUAGUGUGCUGGUGUCUAGGUUUGAGUCUGGAGAUCCGGUACCCGCUGAAGAUCUGGUUGAUAGUCUGGUUCCAAGGUUGAAACUUCAUGCUCAGUCGUUGGAGUUGGUUCACACCAUGGAUUUGUGUCAAGAUGAUGUGGCUGCUUUGCUUCAUCUGCUAAUGAAGUUCCCUGAUAUGUGUUCACCGUCUGUAACCGAACUAUGGGACGAAAUCUGCUACUUAACAAAGAUAGUCCCCAUAAGCCGGGCUGCCAACACUGCACUGGUGAAGAAAGGAAUGUGGAGUAUCCGGGGUCUGUCCGGCCAUGGGUUAGGGCCUAGAGAGUGCACUGUUCUCGCCAAAUACUUUUCUCAUCGCGCUGCUUUACUGUUCGAUGGUGGUGGUCAGCAUUACGAAAAAUUCCAGCAGAGAAGUGCCCACUACUGGAAAGUGUCUUACAACAUCGCCACCACGCUACAAUCCCGCACUUUCAAGAGGCAGAACAACACACUGUUCAACUUUGCUCCAAUGGAGGAAGGUGAACUGAGAGAGUUUUGUCAGGAAAGUGGUUUAGCACAUUCCGGGUCUUUAGUAAACGAGGGAAAGUUUGCUCAAGCUCUUGAGGCUUACGACACCAUCGAAACUCCGCAAGCAGCCUUCAAUGCAGCUAAGGUCUACAUGCACCUUGCUGAAUGUACGAACACUCCGAAGAGUAAAGCCAAGCACCACGAGAAUGCUGAUUUGCAAUUACAGCGAUGUAGAGAGCGUGCUCUAGAGUGCGGUGACCAGGUGAUUCUGAAGAUGAUCGGGUUGGUAGAGGACAGUCUUCCAGGCAAAAUGAAGUUUGUGACUAAGAGAGGUUUUGAUACACCCGCCCACACAACACGCUACGAAUCUUGCCAUGACACGCCAUUCAUGGAACUUGAUUCUAAAGCUAAGCUGGCGUUCCAUCAUCCUCUGACUUCAACUCCUGACACGAAAUUCGUGACUAAACGUGGUCUGGGUCCCUGUCGAUAUCAAACUGUAAAUGAUUCCAUUUUCAACGACAUUGAAGUAGAUGAGAGGAGCAGCGUUAUAAAGCAACUGGACUUCUCUCCGUGCCCAGAAGCUGAAGAGACAGUAGCUGAAAAACCAGCAGAGGACAUCACAGAGCAACUUCAAAACCUUUCGAUCAACCUUCAAAAACAACUGGAGCAAAAGGGUGACGAAGUAUCGCUCUUGAGAAACGAACUUCUGAAACUCAGAGAAGAGAUGACUCGAGUAAGAAGUGAUGUGACACAAGUUCGGAGCGAUGUGUCUCAACUGAACAGUCCUGCUCAAGGAGUAGUUGGACUGCCAGGGUUGAACAGAGCUGCUACUCCUCUCUGGAUGAGAAGUGAUCUUCCUGCUCAACCCUCCCCUGGAUCUCCGCUAGUGUUGCAUCCUCACCACCCUGCUAUCUACCAGUCUCCAGCUCCUGGCUUCCCUCAGGCUGCAUAUCCUCCUGUCGUCAACGGCUUCCCUGCCUCAGGUGCACCGCUAAGUUACCCAGUAGCAGCAGCAGGAUACCACCUCCCAGGUUACCCAGUCUACCCGAUAGACCAAACAUCCCAACAUGUGGGCCUGCAACAACCUCUUUCUGGCCUUCAGCAACCCCUUUCUGGCCUUCAACAACCACUUCCUCAACAACAUAUGUACUCACCUGCUCUUUUACAAUAUCCUAACAUCUCUUCCGACCAAGAAGUACCGGUUCCUGACGAAUUCCAGAAUGUAGUUUUGUCAGAGACCCUGGAGCCAAGUUCUCUUUCAGACUCCUUGAAAUCAGAUACGGUCAUUAAUAAACUUCUGCCAAAUCCUGAGGUUCUAGCUUCAACACCGAUACUAAAUCGACUGAGCAAAGGAAUCGGAGGAGGGAACGUGUUCGACAGUUCAGCUAUCAAACUCCCUGACCUUGGUGGGGCUGUGACGUCACUUCCGGGCAAGUUCUCAACUUCUGUCGUCCCUCGAAACAACCAGCCUGCCACCGCCGAGCCAAUAGAGCCGGGCUAUUUCUCGUGUUUGUUGGACAAGUCUCAACAUCAAGAAGAUGAGGUUGGUAGUUACCAUGGUGACGAGAGCGAGGAGGAGGAGACCAGUAUGUUGAGUAAAUCUCAACACUUUAAAGCUGGCGCUCUGACUACCACCAACCAAGAGAACCAUCUACAAAAGUCAGUAAACACUUCGGCCGGAGAGCUGGAAACGUCAAACUUCACCCCACAAGUAGCGCUGACAGAGGUCACUGAGUUCACUACAGGCGAGGAGGAGGAACAGUCCGUGUUCGAGUGCCGGGCUAAACUAUUCCGGUUCUGUGACUCCGAGUGGAAGGAGAGAGGAGUGGGAGAAGUCAAGAUACUCUACAACCCCUCAUCUUGUUCUCAUCGUAUUGUGAUGAGACGAGACUUUGUGCUGAACAUCUGUGCUAAUCAUAUCAUUACCGGAGAUAUGAACCUGACUCCUGCAUUUGGAAGUGAUAAAGCAUGGGUUUGGUUUACGCUGGCUGACAUGGCCAAUGAGACACCCGAGCCUCAGCAGUUAGCUGCCCGAUUUAAAACAGCAGAAAUCGCCUCUGAUUUCAAGGCUGCAUUUGAUGAAGCUAAAGGAGCAGUUCCAGAGAGCACUACAUCAGUAGACGAUGAACUUGAGGUGAUAUUUGAGGCAGUUCCGAGCGAAGAUGAUAAAGCUAAAGCGAGGCAGUUCCAGCUCCCCGAUACCUUCUACAUUCCCCCUCGUUCUGUAUGUCCUGGGUGCAGGGGUUGUGACGUCACGAGUCCUGAUGACGUCACACCGGAAGAUGAUGACGAUGUCGUGUUCGUGAAGGAAGUCCUCCCAGCAACACCUCUCAAAAACCUGGCAGCUCAAUACCAGCUGCCUCCUUCUUUCUACAACGAGCGUAACGCUAACUGCAAGGGUUGUAUCGGCUGUCUCACCGAGGAAGACUACCAUGAAACGAGCCGUGUUGACGUCACAGACCCUGGUGACGUCACAAACCCACUGGUGACGUCACUCCACAGAGUCCAGAGGUACAGUUCAUAAGAGAAGUUCUACCUCCGACCCCCCUGAAAGAGAAAGCGGAACAGUACAUGUUACCUCCCUCCUUCUACAAUGUCAGGUACGGCAAGUGUAAAGGAUGUGAGGGUUGUGAUGAUGAUGCUGACUUCCACGAUGAAGAUGGCCAGAACGAGCAACAAGACGAGGUAGAAUUAGUGAAGGAGGUGCUACCAGCCACUCCGCUGAAGAAACUAGCAGCUCAGUUCAAACUACCUCCCUCAUUCUAUAACCACACUGAACCCUGUCCUGGCUGCGUCGGCUGCGAGGAGGACGAUACUGAGGGCGACAAAUCAAUAACGGUUACAUACGAGAAGCCAGCCCGAGAUAAGGUCAAGGCAGAGCUGUUCAAGCUUCCACCAAACUUUUACGAUAUCCCUGACAAGCCGUGUGCGGGUUGUGUCGGGUGCCCUGACCUAGAUGAUAUCCAGGAGAUAUGGAGCCCUGAUUUGGACGAUAUCCGAGAAAUUAACUACCAAGAAGAAGAGGAGGAUGAAGAAGAUAACUACGUAGGUUGCGGUAGAUCCGACCCAAAUGAGCCAGUUUCAGAGAAACCCCUCUACGACUAUUUGUGGCCCAAAGAUAUAGAAGAAGAGGAUGACAAGGGCCAGUUCUUUUCUCCAAUAAAGAAGGGGCCAGUAGAGGGAGACGAAGAGGAGGAGAAACGAAUCUAUGGAGGAUACGCUACCCUCUUCCUAUUCGAUACAAGGAGACGCGACUAUAUCGAACAAGGAAAAGGCAGCCUCUCCGUCCUAUCUUCUCUCUCCAGAACACAAUUCCGCGUUAUCUUCCACGACUCCUCCUACCAAACACUCCGCGCCUCUCACGCUAUCGAGGGUGGCAUGUAUGUGGAACUUGUCCCCAGCUCCACCAAGUUGUGCUGGUUUGUUCCCAUUGACUAUACCGAUCCGGAGACACCCCUUCCGAGGAGGUUCAUGGUUGAGUUUCUAAACGAUGAGGAGAGGGAGAGGUUCAGGGGGGUUUUCAUGAACUGUUCCAAGGAGAUGCAUGGUCACAUAGUUAACCACAAGUUAGUGAGCUUGUUGGCGGCUGGUAGUCCCAGAAAAGAGAGUCCAAGCAUCAAAACCCCAGGCAAAUCUGUUUCUUUCCAACAGUCUCCGGAGAUACUUGAAGGAAUGACUCCUGAACCUCCAGAGUCAGAGCCAGAACUCCAAGAAACGCCCAAAAAAGAAGCGCCAGAAACCAGACCGCACAACAUUUGUGCGAAUCUUAAGCAGGAGUUUGAGGAGUACAGUCACGAGAUCCUGAAUGAGUCUCAGGACGCUGCUCCCAUUGCUCCCCAAGACACCAGCGUGGAAAUCAUCAAGGAAGUGUUACCAUCAGCUGACAAACAGGCCAAGGAAUCAGAACUUUCGCUCCCGAAAGGGUUCUUUAAUUACGAGCAUAAAGAAAGUUGUAGUGGUUGUGUAGGGUGUGAUGAGGAUGAGACUGAUGUGGUUGGUGAUGUGACUUCUGAUAACAAUCUCAACAACUCUCCCUCCCCUCCUGCCGUACAUGAUGUCAUUCCUGCUUUAGACCCUUCAUCUCAACUAGCCAGCCCUUUUAGUUUUGGUAUUAGUAACAGUCCGGUGAACUCUUUCACCUCUGUCUCGCAGGGAACCAAUUUGUUUGGGAACAGUCCUAGCCCAUCACCUUUCACAACCCCUCCCGCAAACAGCAACGUUUUCCUGAAAAAUCAGCCAACAUCUGGCAAUACCAAUAUCUUUAUACAGGGCAACACAACUACAAGUACUGACAAUAUUUUUUUGAAAUCAAAAAAUACUGAAAACAUUUUUCUUAAAUCAGCCCCGGUUGAAGAGAACAUAUUCUUAAGAAGCUCUGGUCAGAGUCCAGCUGCAACCCAACAAACAGUUACAGCUCCCGUCAACCCAUUUGCUAGUCCACCAAUGCCAUCACUUCCUGCUAAAUCAGCGGAGUAUGGUGAUGACUAUGAAAACUAUGAAGAAGAUUAUGAGUAUGACGAAGAGGACUACGAUGACUACGACGAUAACAAUAAUUAUAAUGCGAUCCAAGAAGAUUAAGUGUGAAGAAAUUAUAGAGGAGCAGUUUCAUUUCCUAGGCUACGAGAAACUUAGAGAUUGAGUUACACGAAGAACAAAGACAAACCUGGGAAAUAAUCCUGAGAUUUGAUAACUUUGUGAUAUCUACGAUGUGAUGAGUCUAUCACAAGAGAGAAGAUUUUGAGAAGAUCUUCUAGAAAAUAAAGUUAGAUAGAGUUAGCUCUUAGGCCUAGGUAAGUUUUAUAUUAUUAUUACGUUUAUAUUGCGUUCUUUUCGAGUCCAAAAUGUUUUUGAAAAUUUUAUGUUUUUAAAGUUUAAGGUGGCUCAAUUUUAAUGGCUUUUACUUUCAAUAUUUAAUUUAUGAAUGCAGGGAUCACUACUUUUUCGGCUGAUAGCAAAUUAUGAUCUACAAAUUGACGGCCCUUUUGUUGACUUUUCUUUUUGAUACUGGGUUAGAAUUUUACAAGAUGCAUCAACGAGUAUGGUUUUGAAUUUAAUUUAUCAUAGAAUUGACGUAAAUUCAAAAUUUUAC
This is a messenger RNA of Bolinopsis microptera, 6829 nucleotides long. Its product is annotated as E3 SUMO-protein ligase RanBP2-like. Gene Ontology annotation, molecular function: GTPase activator activity; protein binding. The transcript is spliced from 28 exons. Gene Ontology annotation, cellular component: cytoplasm; nuclear pore. NCBI's taxonomy places the organism in Eukaryota, Metazoa, Ctenophora, Tentaculata, Lobata, Bolinopsidae. Gene Ontology annotation, biological process: intracellular transport. The coding region runs from base 14 to 4264 and encodes 1416 amino acids. The record is from RefSeq and is a predicted model, not a curated record.